GAGGUGAGUGCCGGGCGAAUGGCUGCUGUCCAGGGGCGGGGGGGUGGGAAUUAGAAAGCACAGACAGGGUUGGGCUGAGGAAGUUAGAAGUGGUUAGUGGGGGUUGGCGGGGUAGGGAGAAAGGCUAGGGGUUGAGGGGGUGUGAAGGAGAUCUUUUUAGGCUGGCCCCUCAUAGCGCCCGCGAUCCUGUUUCUGCCAUAUGGCAUCCGUUCGAGGGUUCUCUCGCGUUUGUGCGCUCAAGGCAGAGGGAGGGUAUAACGGGGAGGCGAUUCGGCCGAGGACCUUGUACUUGACCCCUGAAGGGAUGGGCACCGCGGAGCCCAGAGGCCAGAGCCAGCUGCCAGGGCAGGGAUGGAGGUGGGGGACCAGGAGGAGCUUCGGGACCUCUUCAACUCCCCUUUACUCCGUCUUCCCCCUAAGGAGGAACAAGAGCGGGAUGUGUUGGGGGUGGGGAAUGUCUUGGGGCUGUACAAGCUCGCUGAGACUUUUCGGGGCCCGCCGUUUCCGCGUGCCCGCGCGACUCUCGACAAUGGACAGUGUACAGUGGUGGCAGGGUUUCACGGGUCCCCGCGCCGAUUUGGGAAUGGUACGGGGUGCCCUUGCAUUAGAGAAGCCUGUGCGGGCCCCCGGGAUUAGAGAAGAGGUGAGCGCCUGCGGGCGGGGAGAGAAGGACGCGCUGCUGGCAAAAAGAAGGGCGCCUUCCAUGGACUGGAGGAGCGGCGAGGGAGCCUGGUAUGUGUGUUUUGGAUUUGAAGGAGGCAAACCGCAUCGGAGAGUGCAAGUAGAUGCAGUGCGUCGGGGCAAAAGGACAAUCUGAGGAGUGAGAGUAACACAUGCGCACUGUGGAUUCCUUUGUGAAUACAUAAAAGGAAAAGUUAAAACUCUUAUAAUUCACACUAUCCAGAGAAAAACAAUACUAUUUUGCUAUGAAGUCUUACACUCCAUAUUUCAUUCUCCUGUGGAGUGCUGUUGGGAUAGCGAAGGCUGCCAAAAUCAUCAUCGUGCCGCCAAUUAUGUUUGAAAGCCAUAUGUACAUUUUCAAGACGCUAGCCUCAGCCUUGCACGAGAGAGGCCACCAUACAGUGUUCCUCCUCUCUGAAGGCAGAGACAUCGCCCCAUCUAAUCAUUACAGCCUCCAGCGCUACCCAGGGAUCUUUAACAGUACCACCUCAGAUGCUUUCCUACAGUCCAAGAUGCGGAAUAUUUUCUCUGGGAGAUUGACAGCAAUCGAACUGUUUGACAUACUGGAUCACUAUACUAAGAACUGUGACCUGAUGGUUGGCAACCAUGCCCUGAUCCAGGGUCUGAAGAAAGAAAAAUUUGACCUGCUGCUGGUGGACCCUAAUGAUAUGUGUGGAUUUGUGAUAGCUCAUCUUUUAGGGGUUAAAUAUGCUGUAUUUUCAACUGGCCUUUGGUAUCCUGCUGAAGUGGGUGCUCCUGCUCCAUUAGCAUACGUCCCAGAGUUUAACUCACUCCUCACAGACCGCAUGAACUUGCUGCAAAGGAUGAAAAAUACCGGUGUUUACCUCAUUUCCAGAUUAGGGGUCAGCUUUCUGGUUCUUCCCAAAUAUGAAAGGAUAAUGCAGAAGUACAACCUGCUGCCAGAGAAGUCCAUGUAUGAUUUGGUUCAUGGGUCCAGCCUGUGGAUGCUGUGUACUGACGUAGCACUGGAAUUCCCAAGACCCACUCUGCCUAAUGUUGUUUAUGUAGGAGGAAUCCUAACCAAACCAGCCAGCCCACUACCAGAAGAUCUCCAAAGAUGGGUAAAUGGUGCUAAUGAACAUGGCUUUGUCUUGGUGUCUUUUGGAGCUGGUGUCAAGUAUCUGUCAGAAGACAUUGCUAACAAACUGGCAGGAGCUCUGGGGAGAUUGCCUCAAAAAGUGAUUUGGAGGUUUUCUGGACCCAAACCAAAGAAUCUAGGAAACAACACUAAACUCAUAGAAUGGUUACCACAAAAUGACCUGCUUGGGCAUUCAAAGAUUAAAGCCUUCCUGAGCCAUGGUGGUUUGAACAGUAUUUUUGAAACUAUAUAUCAUGGUGUGCCUGUAGUGGGAAUUCCACUCUUUGGAGACCAUUAUGAUACUAUGACCAGAGUACAGGCAAAAGGCAUGGGGAUAUUGCUAGAAUGGAAGACAGUUACUGAAAAAGAGCUCUAUGAAGCACUAGUGAAGGUUAUCAAUAAUCCCAGCUACCGUCAGAGGGCUCAGAAGCUUUCGGAAAUUCACAAGGAUCAACCUGGUCACCCUGUCAAUCGAACUAUCUAUUGGAUAGAUUAUAUUAUUCGUCACAAUGGAGCCCAUCACCUACGUGCCGCUGUCCAUCAGAUCUCCUUUUGUCAGUAUUUUUUACUGGAUAUUGCCUUUGUGCUUUUGCUUGGUGCUGCCUUGUUAUACUUUCUCUUGUCUUGGGUGACAAAAUUUAUCUACAGAAAAAUCAAAAGUCUGUGGUCUAGAAAUAAGCAUAGCACAGUUAAUGGACAUUACCACAAUGGAAUCCUCAAUGGCAAGUACAAAAGAAAUGGCCAUAUUAAACAUGAAAAGAAAGUGAAAUGAGCCAACAGCCCAGGUGAUAGAAAUAAAUUGGUUCACUCAUUGAAUUUUUAUUGCUAUUAUUUAGUCUAACAGCUACUAAAAGUAAAACAUCAGUAAACAAUUCUAACAUGCCCUUAUGAGAUCUACUAAUGAAAUUCUGUGGAAUUAAGAUGGCUGUAAAAAGCACAAACCUAAAAUGCAGAAAUGUAUUUUAUUCAAAUACUGAUGUAGAGAGUUUUGGCACUGAACCUUUUAGAAGCCUUAAUUAUUUAAAUCAAUUCAGUGACUGUGUCAGACCUUAGUUUUAAAUCUUGAUAUGUGCGUGUCCCGGAUCAGGAAUGGUUUCAUUUUUCUUAAUAAUGUGUGUGUGUGUAUGUGUGUGUGUGUGUGUGUGUGUUUGUGUGUGUGUGUGUGUGUCCUAAUUAAGAGAAUUUUUACUGGCUGCUUGUUACAUUUGUUGAGGGUACAACACACUCAAGAAUAAAGUAAAAGGAUAGUCAGGAUCCAGAUGUUUCUUUUCUAGCAUUUAAUGUGUGUGAACUCAGAACACUACCAUGAAAGAACACUUCCCCCCAAAACUGGAUGCAGAGGAAGAAAAAAAAAAAAGAAAUGGCACAGUUUUUUGUAUUUUUUUUUUUAGUUAUUUUUUGUUGUUGUUGUUUGUAUUGUUUUUCUUUUCUGAUAGAGUAUGGCCACUUCUGGGGGAAAAACAUGUAAUUAAGUAAAUGUAUACAUUGGUUUUCACGUUUUACUUUUGUUUUCCCACUACCAAUAAUUUUCCUCUGGAAGAAUUUUAUAGUUUUUUCUAUUUCAUUUUAAUGAGUAACAAUAUGUUAAAUGCAUAAUUAAGACAAAGCAAUGAAAUUCUGACUUUAUUCAAAGUACUGAAGAUUAUUGCUUCUAGGGCAUUUUUAAACAGCACCAUUGUAUUGUUGAAUGUUUAUGUAACUGAUGGCUUUUCUAUAAUGUAAUUUUUGAAUGUUCAGGUGUUACAUUUCCAAAGUUUAACUUUUAAAAAACCAUCUUCUGAUCCCUUUUAUUGUCUGGGCCAUACAAUCUAUAUUACAUAGGUGCCAACAUUUAAUUCUUUUAAAUGGAACAUUUGCAGUUUUCCAUAUUGGUACCUGCUUUUUCUGGAGAGGUUUGAGAUCUUGUUAACAAAUCAGACUUUACACUAUAUACAGAUGUGACAGAUAAAUUGAACCACUUGUUUGUGAAAAUGAGUUCCUGUCAUCUUCCUCAUUCACUCAGCCCUCACCCCAGCAGCCUUUUCCGGUCAUUGUAGCUGACAUGGAGCAGUGACAGUAUUCAUUUGAGAACAGGGAUGCAAGUCACAGACAUCAUAAAAUCAGGGUCUCCCUGCUGAAGCAUUCACUAGUUGGCAACUAUGAAUUUAUUCCAUGUCAUUCUGUUUACUUAGCACUUGCACUACCCUUGUUGGUUGAGUGUAUGCUUUAUUUGUUUCUAGUUUGAAAUCCCACAUCUGAUAGCUGAGAGUAGGCAAAUACAACAUUUACCUAAUGUCAUUCACUAACAUGGAAGAGUUGUGAAAAUUCUAGAGUGCUGUAAAUCCUUGGCAUACACUAUGACAAACAACUUCAUUACUCUCCCACCAGGAGCUGCUCUCCUGCACUUAGAAAUAAUGUCACAAGUAGUUUUCUAAUGUACAAUGCAGACAAAUGUACUGCUCUCUGAAUACUUGAAGAAAUGGUAUUAUACAUACAUAGAAACUUAUUAGUUAUACCUUUUCACAAUCUUAUUACGAUGUUGCCGUUAAAAGGGAAAAAAGACACAGGCAAUGAAUGGUGGGAUAGUAAGAGGACUUAGAGUGUAUGAAUGAGUUGAUUUUACUUUUUUGGAAUUUGAUUAAGUUGACAGUAGGCACUGAUUGGAUGAUUAAACAUAAGUUAAUCUCCACUGUGAUAAAAACUUAAAUAAUAAACAUGAUUUAAAAUAGA
Homo sapiens (human) is the source of this 4489-nucleotide messenger RNA. RefSeq names its product UDP glycosyltransferase 8 (gene UGT8). The record is from RefSeq and is a predicted model, not a curated record. Gene Ontology annotation, molecular function: hexosyltransferase activity; UDP-glycosyltransferase activity; UDP-galactose:glucosylceramide beta-1,4-galactosyltransferase activity. The coding region runs from base 927 to 2552 and encodes 541 amino acids. Gene Ontology annotation, cellular component: endoplasmic reticulum; membrane. The transcript has 7 exons. Gene Ontology annotation, biological process: paranodal junction assembly; response to immobilization stress; galactosylceramide biosynthetic process. Lineage: Eukaryota; Metazoa; Chordata; Mammalia; Primates; Hominidae.